UUGAUUGAACAUAAAACAAUUUGUUUAAUCUGAUUGACACUUUUCCUUUUAAUUAAUUUUAACCAUGGAUUUUAUGUGAUCUACUUGCUCUUAAUCUGUGUUACCUUUUCCUGACAAAUUGUCCAUUUGUUGUUUCAUUUCAUUAGAUUAACAAAUUUCGUUUCUAUAUUUUUCUCACUUGCAUGGUCAUUGGAUUUGUCCCAAUUUCGGUAAUCGUAAUAUCAUGUCAGUUAAUCAUCAUCUCGAAACGGAUCAAGUUAAAUACGAAAGCUAUGAAAGGGAUGAACACACGAUCACUCUAAUUGUUUACAUCAAGGAAAUUGUGGAUGGUUCUUACAAGGUGACUUUUGAAGAGUCUACUGUCAACAUCGUGUUUCAAACUAAUAAUCCUCGGUUAAUAUCUCCUGAAUUUGCUGAUUGUUCACCAGAAACUGUUUUCGAUUGGACAGUUAACCUGAAAAAGGAGAUUGUCCCUGAACAAUGUACCUACAACAAAUCGGCUUAUAAACUUGAACUUAAAUUGAAGAAGAAGAAACCAUUUAAAUGGGAUACAAUUGAAGAAUCUAAACCUAAAAUUUUAAAGGAUCAACUUCAAGAAAUUGAUUUAGCUCGAUUACCACUCGCACCAACUAAUGUUUGGAUACCCGCUACUCCAAUGGAAGGUGAUAUUGUCUCAAACGAAACAAAUUAUUCUAAUCUCGGAGGAGAUAAUUACAAAGCAUCUAUACCACUCCCACCACCGGAAGAGAAGAGGAGUUUCGCCUCAAAGUUUUCAGCUCUUAGCAGUUUCUCGGUUGGCGAAGUGGGUUACACUGGUUUAGAUAAUCUUGGUAAUACUUGUUUCAUGAACGCUGUUCUCCAAUGUUUAUCCAAUACCCAAGAAUUACGAGACUAUUUCAUGGAAAGUCAUUUUAAAGAUGAUUUAAAUCAGAAAAAUAUCUUCGGUACCGGUGGUCAACUCGCCAUUUCAUUUGCUGUCUUAAUGAAACAUCUCUGGUCAGGCGCUCAUCCCUCUUAUUCACCAUCGAAACUUAAAUCAUUACUUAGUGAUAAACUUUCUCAAUUUUCUGGAUUUGCUCAGCAUGAUGCUCAAGAGUAUAUGUCAUUUCUAGUUGAUGCUCUUCAUGAAGAUAUCAAUAGGGUUCGACAUAAAGGAAAUGUUGACAUGAAUGGUACAAAUGAUGAAGAAAAACACCGACCUGAUGCUGAAAUAGCAGAUGAAGCUUGGUAUAAAUAUCGAAUGAGAAAUGAUUCUGUGAUUGUUGAUCUUUUCCAUGGUCAAUUUAGAUCGAAAGUUCUUUGCCCUGUUUGUCCUUCUCGUGCCAAUGUUUCCAUCACCUUUGACCCUUUUCUUGUUCUACCUUUGCCUAUGCCAAAAAAUCAAAUCAUUCAUAGUGUAUUCUUUUUCCCUCGAGAUACCGCCAAGAAACCAAUUCGUUAUUUAGUUAAAUUACCUCAAGAUUCAGAGAUACGAAAUUUACUUCACUCUUUAUCCAUUAUCACUUCAAUUUCAUCAAGUAACCUUAGACCUCUUCUCACCCGCAAUGGAAUGAUUCUGAACAUAUUGAAACCCAAUGAAACAAUUCCAACAUUAAACAAUAUUGAAAUGUUACUAAUAUUUGAAACCUUGAGCUCUCAAGAUGUCGGUGAAGAAGUUUAUGAAUUUGCUGUCCAACAGUUACUUUCAAAUCCACCUUAUCUAAAAGCUUGUUCUAAUUGUAAUAAAGUUUCACUUGAAAAGGAAUUGAAAAGAUGCACCAAAUGUUAUCGAGCCGGUUAUUGUGAUCAAGAAUGUCAAAAGGCAAAUUGGAUUAAACAUAAGGAAAUUUGUUUCUAUCGCCCUGAGCCUGUUGGUUGUCCUUUCAUCAUUUCCAUCCCUCAGUCUCAAUGUACAUACAAAAAUUUAAAUCAAUUGGUUUCUGAUUAUUCACGAUUCUCUGUGGAUGUUUACUCUCCAUCCUAUCGAAGUGAUUCUAUCGAUGAAUGUCCAGAAAAUAAGGACAGUGACAGUGGAGUUUAUAGUGACACCUCUGAAAACUCUUGUUCUUCAUCUUCAACUGCAAGUAGUUCAUCUUUUCCCAAUUCUUCUUCCUCAUCUACCUCAACAGCAACAGCAACUUCAACAACAUCAACAUCCACUUCAUCUAUCACCCCAUCUUCAAGUUCAUCUUCAACAACCUCAAGUCCAGUCACAGCUACUUUAGUUCAACAAAAUUUAACCUCAAAUCAAGUAAAAGCCAAAUUUCGUUUACGAUAUCACCAUGGCCGGUGUUUUACCAGAAUAUCUGAUGAUAAUAUAAUCACAGAAUCGGAAGAUGAAUCAGAAGAUUCAAUUAUAAAAGAUCUUGAGUCAAAAUAUUUCCUCUCAAUGGAAUGGAAAUCAAAUGACCGGGGUAAUAAUCAGGGUGAAGGUUCAUUUUUAAUUGAAUCAAAAGAUCAAUUAGAUCAUAACUACGAUAUACUUGAAGCUCAACGAAUAGCAUCUGAAUGUCGUGAGCAUACUCUCCAAGAGUGUCUAAGUUUAUUCAUCGAACCAGAAAUUUUAUCGGCAAACGAAGCCUGGUUUUGUCCAUCAUGUAAAGAGCAUCGAGAGGCAACCAAACAAUUAACUCUUUGGCGUUUACCUCCAAUAUUAAUAAUCCAAUUGAAACGUUUCAUGUUUAAAAAUCCAUAUUACAAAGAAAAGAUAAACAAAUUUAUUCAAUUUCCUCAGGAAAAUUUGGACAUGACUGAAUUUUGUUGUCCCGAUUCUCCUCAAGUUGGACAACAAAGACCAAUCUAUGAUCUUUAUGCGACCAUCAAUCAUCAUGGUGGCAUGUUCGGUGGUCAUUAUACUGCUUAUGCUCGAACCCGUUUCAAGAAUCGUGAAUAUGGUUGGAGAUGUUUCGAUGACUCUCGAGUCCGAGAUAUGAACAAAGAAGAAGUGACAACUGAAAAUGCAUACAUAUUAUUUUAUAGACUUCGAGAGGAGAAAAUCAAUCAAUAAUUUACACCACUAACAAGAUGAAUUUAAUCAAAUCUACGCCAUAAUCGAAUCCAUGUUUUUUUUUAUUCUCAAAAUUAUCUAAUCAAUAACGUUCAUUGAUACAAAACAUCAAAUAUAUAUUUAAAUAAAGAAUUAAUUAAACCCAAAAAA
Molecule: messenger RNA, 3136 nt
Organism: Panonychus citri (citrus red mite)
Lineage: Eukaryota; Metazoa; Arthropoda; Arachnida; Trombidiformes; Tetranychidae
Product: ubiquitin carboxyl-terminal hydrolase 19-like
Exons: 9
Coding region: 224-2986 (920 amino acids)
Biological process (GO): protein deubiquitination
Molecular function (GO): cysteine-type deubiquitinase activity
Source: RefSeq, a predicted model, not a curated record